GGAAGCCGGGCUCUCCCGGGGACGCCGCGGGGACGCGCGCGCUGGGACUCGGCGCCGGCCGCCAUGAAGGACUCGCUGGUGCUGCUGAGCCGGGUCCCGGCGCACCCGGACUCCCGCUGCUGGUUCCUGGCCUGGAACCCCGCGGGGACGCUGCUGGCCUCCUGCGGCGGCGACCGGAGGAUCCGCGUCUGGGGCGCCGAGGGUGACAGCUGGAUCUGCAAGUCUGUCCUUUCUGAAGGCCACCAGCGUACUGUUCGGAAAGUGGCUUGGUCCCCCUGUGGGAGCUACCUGGCCUCCGCCAGCUUUGAUGCUACCACUUGUAUUUGGAAGAAGAACCAGGAUGAUUUUGAGUGUGUAACCACUCUGGAGGGCCAUGAAAAUGAGGUCAAGUCAGUGGCUUGGUCCCCAUCUGGCAACCUCUUGGCCACUUGCAGCCGAGAUAAGAGUGUGUGGGUCUGGGAAGUUGAUGAAGAGGAUGAAUAUGAAUGUGUCAGUGUUCUCAACUCCCACACACAGGAUGUCAAGCAUGUGGUUUGGCAUCCCACCCAGGAGCUGUUAGCCUCUGCCAGCUAUGAUGACACAGUGAAGCUGUACCAGGAAGAAGAAGAUGACUGGGUCUGCUGUGCCACCCUUGAGGGCCAUGAAUCUACUGUAUGGAGCUUGGCCUUUGACCCCAGUGGCCAGCGCCUGGCAUCUUGCAGUGAUGACCGAACUGUCCGCAUUUGGCGCCAGUAUCUACCAGGCAACGAACAAGGGGUGGCGACCAGCGGCACUGACCCCAGUUGGAAAUGUAUCUGCACUUUGUCCGGCUUCCACUCCAGGACCAUUUAUGAUGUUGCUUGGUGUCAGCUGACAGGCGCCCUGGCUACAGCUUGUGGGGAUGAUGCCAUCCGAGUGUUUGAGGAGGAUCCCAGCUCAGACCCGCAGCAGCCCACCUUCUCCCUGACAGCCCACCUGAGUCAGGCCCACUCCCAGGACGUCAACUGUGUGGCCUGGAACCCCAAGGAACCCGGGCUUCUGGCUUCCUGCAGUGAUGACGGAGAGGUAGCGUUCUGGAAGUAUCAUCGGCCUGAAGGCCUCUGACUUGCGAGAGCUGUGGUUCCCUCUAGAAAAUAUCUCAAGACUUUCUCAGUCCAAAGGAAGAACUGAAGAUCUAACUUGGCUCAUCUGUUCGGAUUUUUGUACAAGCGUGGAGUCACGGGGCCAUUUGGUUUUCCCUCUUUUGACUUAAGGGUCUCAGUAGGACCACAGAACAUCAGUACAUUAUUAUGCCACAAAUUAUGCUUGCUUUAGGGCACGGUGUUAAAUUUUGGGGUGAAUAAGUAUUUAUAAUUGCUAUAUAUAUGUAGGAAAGGGUGUCUCUCAGACCCAAAAUUGUGAACUUUAUGGAUAUAUGCAUCUGUAUUCCAAGUCCUAUUUCAUAACAACAUUCACAGUUUUUUAGAAUUCCAUGUGAAUUGUCUGAGAUAGUUCUGCUUCCUCAAUUUCUAGAUAAAUCCUUGCAUUUAAGA
Molecule: messenger RNA, 1511 nt
Organism: Perognathus longimembris pacificus (Pacific pocket mouse)
Lineage: Eukaryota; Metazoa; Chordata; Mammalia; Rodentia; Heteromyidae
Gene: Ciao1
Product: cytosolic iron-sulfur assembly component 1
Exons: 7
Coding region: 64-1083 (339 amino acids)
Biological process (GO): iron-sulfur cluster assembly
Cellular component (GO): cytosolic [4Fe-4S] assembly targeting complex
Molecular function (GO): protein binding
Source: RefSeq, a predicted model, not a curated record